This is a messenger RNA of Humulus lupulus (European hop), 522 nucleotides long. RefSeq lists its product as uncharacterized. NCBI's taxonomy places the organism in Eukaryota, Viridiplantae, Streptophyta, Magnoliopsida, Rosales, Cannabaceae. The record is from RefSeq and is a predicted model, not a curated record. The transcript is spliced from 5 exons. Bases 1 to 522 code for a protein of 173 amino acids.
AUGGGUAUCAGAGAUAAGUGUGAUUCUGGUAGGAAGACAGCUGCUGGAGAACCGUCCAGCAUUUCAAGACCAAUAGUAAUCAGGGCCCACGAUUUCAGUUCAGCUAAAUUUGAUGAGCGAACUGUCAUGCUGUGUGACCAAUGUGAGAAGGAAUUUCAUGUUGGCUGCUUGCGUAGAAGUGGACUGUGCGAUUUAAAAGAACUCCCAAAAGACAAGUGGUUUUGCUGUGAUGACUGCAGUAGGAUUCAUAUAGCUCUACAAAAUUCGGUAUCACUUGGACCCAAGAUUGUUCCAGCUUCAUUAUCACAUAUCAUACUUAAGAAGCAUGGAGAUAAAGGAUUGUUUAUUGAUGGAGCAGAGGAUGAUAUUCAAUGGCGAAUUUUAAGUGGAAAAAGUCGAUAUCCAGAACAUCUGCCAUUUCUGUCAAGGUCUGCUGCUAUUUUCCGAGUAAGUUAUUAUUGUACCAGAAAUUCUACUCAUUUCCAUGCUUAUUUAAAGGGUAGCGAUGAUACUAAGUUUUGA